AUGGUCCGUGAGCAGACGAAAGUGGUUUAUGCUGCGGUCCACCAAGACUUCAAUGACAAAUCUCACCUCGUGGAACACGUCCGCAUUCACACAGGAGAGCGUCCGUUUUCCUGUGUGCACUGCAGUGCAUCAUUUGCGACUAAAAAGUACCUCGCGCAGCACUUGCGCUCUCACACUGGAGAACGUCCUUACUCCUGUGUUCUCUGCAAUGCAUCAUUUAAGCUGAAAGGCCACCUCACGGAACACAUACGCACCCACACAGGAGAGCGUUCAUUUUCCUGUGUAGACUGCAAUGCAUCGUUUUCGCGGAAAGCCAGCCUUGAUGCACAUCUGCGUUCUCACACCGGAGAGCGUCCGUUCUCUUGUGUGCACUGCAAUGCAACGUUUAUUAUUAAACGCCGUCUUGUUGAGCAUCUACGCACUCACACAGGUGAGAAUCUCUUUUCCUGUGUUCAGUGCAAUGCAUCCUUUGUUCAGAAAAGUCACCUUGUAGAACACAUUCGCACUCACACUGGAGAGCGUCCUUUUUCCUGUGGACACUGCAAUGCAUCCUUUGCGAAAAAAUGUCGCCUCAGGGAACACAUCCGUACUCACACAGGAGAGCGGCCCUUUUCUUGUGUCCAGUGCAAUGCAUCCUUUAUGCAAAAAAGCCAUCUCGUGGAACACAUUCGCACUCACACUGGAGAGCGUCCAUUUUCCUGCGCACACUGCAGUGCAUCCUUUGUGCAGAAAUACCACCUCGUAAAACAUAUCCGCACCCACACGGCAGAGCACCCCUUUUCCUGUAUACAAUGUGAUGCAUCCUUUGCUAAGAAAUGCCACCUUGUAAUACACAUUCGCACUCAUACAAUAUAGCUUCUUUUUUUCUUGCAUACACAACAAUGCAUGGUUUGUGACAAAUUACUACGUCCAUCAGCGCAUGUGCUCUCGUAGGGGAGAGCGCCUCUGCUCUUGUGUCUGCUGUAAUGCAUGCUUACCGCAGAAAGAAAACUCGUGAUGCACAUUUGCAUUCACACAGCAAGUGUCCCCUUUCUUGAGAGGACUGCAAUGCGUCGCUUAUGAUGAAACGCUGCCUCAUUGAGCCAGGAGAGCGCUCAUUUCCUUGUGUACACUACAGUGCAUCUUUUGUGAAGAAAUGCCACUUCGUGAAACAUAUCCACACUCGCACGGCAUAGCGUUCCUUUUUAUGUUCAGUGCUUGGUAUGUGAGUGAAUGCCAACUCACUUAAUACAUGCACUACAACACAGGAAACAGCUCCUUCUACUGUGCCCACUGCAAUACAUCCUUUUUGCGCAAAGAGCAACCUCUUGACACUCAUUCAGGCUCACACAAAAGGGCGUCUUUUUUUCUUGUCCACUAAAAGCAUCAUCUAUGAUUGAACGCCAUCUCAUUCAGCACAUACACAUUCACACAGAACAUGCCUUCUUCCCUGUCUGCUGCAUUUCCGAUGGAGGCGGAAAUGUUGUAGGCCCGUGUGCUCAGAUUUGGGUGCAUGUUAAAGAACCCCAGGUGGUCGAAAUUUCCGGAGCCCUCCACUAUGGCGUCUCUCAUAAUCAUAUGGUGGUUUUGGGACGUUAAACCCCACAUAUCUAUCUAUCACCUGUCUGCUGAAAUGCAUCUUUUUCGUCUAUAGAACUGCCAUAAUGAAACAUCCACGUUCACACAGGAGAGCGCCCCUACUCAUGUGUCUACUGUAAUACAUCUUUUUUCAUGACAGCUGCACUUCAAAGCAAGCACAACAUGGCCAAUCGACGUGAAAAUAAGCUGUGAAAGUUUGAAGGAGACUGCUAAUUCUAAAGUGUGUUCAGACGAAAGCCUGCAGCCAUUUGACGGAGGACUAUGUCGUGUUUUCUUAUUUGGGUGUGUGAAUCGCUGCUGUGCCAUCACGUGAUUGCUCAGAGGGUGUGAGGGGGAGAGACCACACCAGGCACCGUUCCAGGGCACGGAAGGAGGAACAAACGUACACGAGUAUAAACAAUAAAGUAUUUCGCCUUGAU
This is a messenger RNA of Rhipicephalus microplus (southern cattle tick), 1997 nucleotides long. Its product is annotated as gastrula zinc finger protein XlCGF8.2DB-like. The record is from RefSeq and is a predicted model, not a curated record. NCBI's taxonomy places the organism in Eukaryota, Metazoa, Arthropoda, Arachnida, Ixodida, Ixodidae.